Molecule: messenger RNA, 1502 nt
Organism: Aureobasidium pullulans EXF-150
Lineage: Eukaryota; Fungi; Ascomycota; Dothideomycetes; Dothideales; Saccotheciaceae
Exons: 1
Coding region: 34-1332 (432 amino acids)
Source: RefSeq, a predicted model, not a curated record
CAUCGACGAACCCAAUCAUUAUACCCGUCAAUCAUGCCGCCGAAACAAACACAGCAGAAAGCAAAACCGGAAGCUUCGAACAAUCAAGCGAUGGCCGACAACAACGCGAACGGACAGGCUCCGCAAAGCGGCAUUCCGGAACGUGACAUCAAACAGAACUCGGGCGUGUCUGCCAGUAUGGCACUGCAAGCCACGCAAAAAGCAUGGGAAUUGAGACAAGCCGCCAAGGGAGCGGGUGAUGCGGACGCACGACAAGCUACUCUUGCAAAGGCUGUCAACAAAGAGAUCGAGGCCGAGUCUUUUGGCAAGGCAGCAAAGUACGCUCAGUCUGGAGCCUUCCAAGGACUCGCUGCCGGUGCUGGCUUGGGAGUACAACCUGGUGUCACCCUUGGUAAGCUUACCGGAGCCAUCGUUGGUGGUACAGUCUCGACAGUGACUGGACUACUCGGCGCUGGCGUUGGUUCUGUCUACGGAGCCAUGAGAAGCGAACCUUUGUGGAACAUGGGAGAGAUGGCUAGUCAAGGUGUACAAGGUGUCGUCGGUGACUUCCUUCCCGAUUGGAAGUCAACACCUGCACAAAAGAAGGCAUUGGACAAGAUGGUCAUGCAGACCAAGGAGACACAAGCACCCAGCAAGGACGAGCUCGAGCAGAUGAAGAACGACAUGCCCGACCAAGCGCCAUCGUCUUGGUCGCAAUCAGCAAAAGAUAUGACCGGCUACCUCCCCGGCAUGCCGUCAAUGCCCAGCAUGCCCUCCAUGUCACAAGCAGGUUCUGCCGUCGGUUUGGGCGGUCUGGGCGCAUCACUAGGCAUGGGAGGAGGUGGAGGCCAGGAAGCCCAACAAACCACCCAACAACCCAAAAAGCGAAGCCAAUCUCAACCCAAGCAAAGCGAACAAGCACCCAAGCAGCAAAAGACAUCCAACACCCAGCAAUCCUCGAAACCCGCACCACCCAAGCAAGCCCCUAAACCGAAAGAGGCCCCCAAGCCCAAAGAAGCUCCCACAGCCAACACGACCUCAUCCCAACAAACACAAGCACCAAAGACGAAUGGCACAUCACAGUCUAAGCAGUCGACGGGACCGACAACACGAUCGGCUUCACAGAAGCAGACGCCUGCACAAAAGCCCGCUGCCCAGCCACAAGCAGCCAGCAAACCCGCCCCUAAGCCCGCUUCCUCGAGUGCAGCCGCAGAAAAGAAGAAGCCGAGGAAAUUGAACUCGGGCAAGAGCAAUGGAACACAAGCAAAAUCCACACCUGCUGCCGCAUCUGCUCCUGCGAAGAAAGGGCCGAGGAAGUUGGAGACGCGCAAACCUGCUGCUACUGCCGCUUGAUCGCUCUGCCAGCUAUCAAAGUCCGCACUUGUGCAUGUCUCGGUAUGAUGUUUUGGAAAAGUGUUUGAAUAGCGCGUUGGCCUUUUUGUAUAUGAUGUGGAUGCGUACAUGUCCGAUCCUGGUUUGUUGAUAUUUGUACAUAGCUUUAACGAUACCAAUGUUUUCUUAUU